AUGGAUUUGGAGGCGACGACCAAGCGGUUGCUCGCGACGUUUCAGAUUCAGAACUUGAGCAACUUUGCGUGGUCGUGCGCGGUGCUGAAAUACAAACCGAGAGAUGAUCUCUUGGGUUUAGUGGCGGAUCGCAUGGAGCAGAAGGUGGAUGAAUUUUACCCGCAAGCGCUGACGAAUACGUUGUGGGCGUAUACGGUGCUGAAACAUCCUCGUGCGCAAAGGUUGGCGGAAAUUCUCGCACCAGUGAUAUUGUCAAAGCUCCCCGAACCGGACAAAGAGUUGAUGCAAGCGGAGAGCGCGACGGGAGGAGAGUUCAGCACGCAGACGGUGUCCAACGCGCUUUGGACGCUGUCGUCAUUGGGCGUGCAUCCCGGAUACGAGCUUCUCGAUCGUUUGGCGAUUUUUGUCGUGAAGUCGUCCCAAAACUUCAAAGCACAAGAGCUUUCCAAUUCAGUGUGGGCUUUUGCGCAGUUUGCACACCAUCCGGGGAACGAGGCUCUGCGCACUUUUGAACGCUCGCUCCUGGAACGAAGAGAAGAAUACACCACUCAAGCUUUGGCCAACACAACCAUCGGUCUCUCUGUCUUCGGUGGCUCAGAAGACGAUGGCCUGAACAAGCUCUUCAAUGACGUCACCCCAUCGUGGUUUCGUCUCAGUGAAUGUAACAGCCAAGAUCUUUCCAAUAUCACUUGGGCCAUCGCUUCCGUGGGAGCGUUUCAAUCAGACCUGUACAAAGCUGCCGUGCGCGAGCUUUUCCGCAGGGAUUCUAUGGAUUUCCAGCUGGAGGGAUUGAAGAUGCUCUUUCACGCGAGGCUGAUGCAGCACGAUUUCGAUCCAGAACGUGAAACUGUGGAUGUUGUUUACCCAGACUGGGUGGCUGAGCUCGGCCGCUCGGCGUGGCUUCAACAAACCGAGGACACUCGCGUGAGUACGUUUCAAAAGGAAGUCUUGGAGACGGUCAAAAGCCUAGGUCACGAGCCAUACAUGGAGGAACUCACGGACGAUGGAUUACUUAGCAUGGAUAUAUGCUUAAAGGACAAGCGAGUCGCCAUCGAGUGCGAUGGGCCGUCGCACUUUUACACAAACUUGACGGAAGGAUUGACGCAGAAAACAAAGCUGCGAGACAAGGCGCUCGCGGUGCGCGGUUGGAAAGUGGUCACCGUGCCAUAUUUCGAGUGGCAGGUGGAGUGGGGUGCGGGUGCGGUGAGCGCGAAAUCAUACAUAGAAAAAAAAUUGCAGGCAGUAGGCGCGUAG
This is a messenger RNA of Ostreococcus lucimarinus CCE9901, 1254 nucleotides long. RefSeq lists its product with no specific name. The transcript has a single exon. Gene Ontology annotation, biological process: regulation of mitochondrial mRNA stability; mitochondrial RNA processing. Gene Ontology annotation, molecular function: RNA binding. The coding region runs from base 1 to 1254 and encodes 417 amino acids. The record is from RefSeq and is a predicted model, not a curated record. Gene Ontology annotation, cellular component: mitochondrial matrix; ribonucleoprotein granule. NCBI's taxonomy places the organism in Eukaryota, Viridiplantae, Chlorophyta, Mamiellophyceae, Mamiellales, Bathycoccaceae.